ACGUGGACCACGACCACGACAUCUUUCACUUGUUCAUCAGCGCCUGUGAUUUGACUGAUAGAUUUGACUGAUAGCAGGAGCGACAGUCGCUCCAUUUUCUGCUUAUGUAAAUUCUCUACUGACGCUAACUGAAAUAACGGAUGACAUCAUACACUCAAACACGUGGUACUGCUCAGAAAACGCACCCGGACCCGUCUGUAUGUGAAUGUCAUUCAUUGUACACGGAGCUUUCGGUUGUUCAUCGCCUGUCCCUUUACUCAACUCCACGUGCUUUGUUACGCAGCAAUACCAUUGCGUCACUCACGUCGGAGAUUGGUGCAUUCCUAUUGGCCUCUGUAGAUGUCGCUCAGCAGCAGAGAUUCCCAGCUCCCACAUGAAACUAACGGGUGCGUUAACGGAGUAUAAGUUUAACACAGGAGACAAACCGGUCAGUGUCCAACAGAUUACAAGAACACUGCAGAACAGCGCCACCUCAAGAAUUUCAGUCUUUUCCUUUUCAGGCCAAGCUGUAGUAUUACGUAAGAGGUGAGGACCGGAUUGAGUUGUUUUGCUGCUAUCUUGCUGCAUGGGCAAACUAUAUCCUGCACACUGAAGUAAAGGAGAAACGCUUGAGUAUCUACAGGAAGAACGGCUCAUGCUACAUCAUGGGGCAGCAGAACAUAAACUGAGGAAAGUACGGUUCACUUUUUUCUGCAUUCAUGAGAAAAUGCAUCAGAUGCCUGGCAAUGAUUGGUUAUUGUCAUUGUGCUUGACUGGGUAGAAAUUAUGCCACAUAUGCCAUGGCCAAUUUUGCUUUCAUGGAGUCUUAUGGAUGGCUGUGGCAUCAUUUUAUUCACAAUGUCCAGACAUAAGGGUGACUGCUUUCUUGUGCCAUUAGGGAGCCUCCUCCCUCCUAAUACAUAUAAAGACUUAUUUGUAAAACCCGAUAUGUAGUUUUGUGCUUUUAUUAAAUAACUGCAGGGGGUAAUGCAUGUGUGAAGGGGUUGAAGUCUUUCUGCAGGGGUAAGAAUGUGUGAAGGGAUUGAAGGUUUGUGUCUGUCAGAAGCUGGCUCACGAUCAUGUGGAUACGAGAUUCAAAUUUUGUUGACAUUAUAGACUCCACUCUGCCUCUCUUUUUGCCUUCAGUACCCAUAAUGCCCAAGGAGCUGAGUUGUGUGGGUAGGUGUGCUGACCUUCCUGGCAGUAAAAAGGCCAAGGACAAAAGCAACUGCGCCUCCCUGUUGUCCAGAACAAAGGUUCACACAGCGCAGGUCAUGGAUGGACGGAGUUCUCGCUGCAGUUCUGAGAAAGACUCUGGAUACUCGGAUGCUGGAUCUGACUAUCAACAGACAGAUGUAGAUGAUCAACACAGUACUGUGACUGAGCUCAAAGGCUAUAAACCUCAGAGUACAGCAGAUCAGGGGAGCCACAACCUGGUAUCGGGUCAAACUGAGUUCACUCCCAUGUUUAUCAUCAAAAAUGUAGUUUUAAAACAGACAGGACAGUCAAGACAGAAUCAGGUUUUCCGGGCAUUGUGGGGAUCUGAGGGCACUAAUGCUCAAAGUAAUCUUCUGUUGCUGCAGCAGUCAGGCAUAACCACGGUCUCUCCACUCCAUGUUCUUACACCACAGCUACAAAGCGCUAAGAGCAAGAACAAAAAGGGCAAAAACACCUACCUUCCCAUCCUUAACUCGUAUCCCAGGAUUGCUCCUAAUCUGAGCAAAGAAAAAACAGAAAACGCCCCAGAGGGUUGUUUAGAGGAGCACAGUGUAAGGAAGAGAGUGUGCACUGAAGAAACAAAAGAAGUAUCUAUCACUACCCAAGUGUCUGAGAAGCAUUUAAACAAGCAGCUGCAGAGCCACUUGAACUCUCACACCCAUUCUGUCUUGCAUUCACCCUCAGCCAAUACUGAUGUAGCACAGAGGAGUUCAGAACCUCCAGGACUAAAGAUCAUGAGCACAUCACAAGCCUUCACAAGUCUUAACUCUGUUUCCAGUUCAAAUCCCACUUCAUCAUUUCCAUUUUCAUCUUCUUGUUCUGAACCUGCAGCACUUUUGCUCAACAACAAUAAGGUCCCAGAUGCUUCCAUUGGCUUGACUCGGCACCGCCGCUUCCUUAACACAGUGGAGAUACUGAGUCAGUCAGGACUGCUGGACAUUACACUAAGAACACAGGAGUUGCUCCGCCAGAGUGCUGCUACAGAGCAAAAUAUUGCUCAGCUGCGUCAACAUACACAUCUGCUGUGCCAGGCUGUCAAUGCAGGUUCCAACAUGCCCAAUUUCGAGAAAAUACACAAGGUUAUGGUUGAAUCUGGUUGCUAUCCAAAUCUCAGAAGCUUGCUUUUUAUGGGCAGUGAUGAUGGAGAGCUGGAGGCUGACAUCAGCUCCAGAAUUGAUGCUAUGAUCACCUACAGAUGUGGGAUUAAUGGCUCCAGAGAAGCACCUCCCACUCCUCUUCUCACUACUGAGCCAGUCAGGGAAGGCAGAGCAGGUCAGGAGGACUCAACAUUUGGUAUGGAAUGGUCAAGGGCCUAUGGGAAGCACCCUCCUCACAAAAAGAUACUUGUACCUCUAGAGAGCUUAACUUGUGCGGUGGCUGCUGUAGAAACUUACACAGAAUAACACAGUCCCUGAGUCUAGAAGUGUAAGUAAAAACACAAAUUCAUACACCCAUGGAGUGCUCGUGAGUCAGUGAGUGCUGACCUUCACCAUGGAGAAACAUUUUUGUGUGACAUGUUUUAGCAAUGGUUUAAUUUGUAAACCAAACAACCUUGAUGACAAACAUUACUUUUGUCUUUUCACAGUUUAUGGUAUCUCAGGGUUUUCACAGUUACUGCAUUUCAAUUAUUUUUAAUAAUUUUCAGUUCAGUUUGUUUCCAGAUUGUAAUGCCUAUACAUCUAUUUAUUGGAAUCAUUUCUUUCCUUUGACAUAAAAUAAUACACUCAAGCCUGGACUGGCUAUGGGGAGACUCGGAAAUUCCUGUGGAUUGGCCAGUCUUGUGACUGAAAUUUUCCUGUUCACUAACUGGAAAAUGCUGUAUUUCUUAGAAAUUAUGUUCUGUCCAUAUAGUUAAAUUCAAACAUAAUGUUUAGGCUGUAUUAAGUGCAAAAAAUAACUUUUACUAAAACAGAAGGCAUUUCAACAAGGCUGCAAAUAUGUAAAUUAUAGAUAGUUUAGAAUAAAAGCUGAAAGUAGUAGCCAAAGUUGAUGAUCAGUGACUUUUAGCUAUUUAGCAGUUAGCUUGCUCAGAAGGUAGGCUGACAGUUUACAAUCAGCCAAGAACACAAGGCAAACAGAAAGAAAAAGAUAGUUCUCUGUUUUCAGGCGCUUUUUGCUGACAAUUUCUGAAGAGUAGUUAUUUAUGUUACUGGACAUUCUUGCAAUAGUUUGUACCAUUUCUUUUGACCUUUCAUCAUCAGUGCAUUUUUAUUCACACUAGUAAUGGGUUUUUUUUUUUUUUUUUUUUUCUUUCCAGUGGUGAUAAUUUUCUUUUAUGUUAUGUUUUGAUCCAUGCUAAUAAUAAUCUGUGCUGAUACAUAACCUGCUGUGCAUGUGAUUUGUUUUUUUUUGUGGUUGUAAUAUUUCAGUUCUAAAGUUAUUUUCUUCAAUUAUGAACAAUCAUAUGUGAUUAUAAAAGUCUUAGUAUGAUUGGUGUUUUAUAUGGUCAUGUAUUUUGUUCUAUAAAUUCCUAAGCUUCUUUUCUCUA
Messenger RNA from Silurus meridionalis, 3685 nucleotides. RefSeq lists its product as uncharacterized. NCBI's taxonomy places the organism in Eukaryota, Metazoa, Chordata, Actinopteri, Siluriformes, Siluridae. Gene Ontology annotation, biological process: negative regulation of circadian rhythm; negative regulation of DNA-templated transcription. Gene Ontology annotation, cellular component: nucleus. The coding region runs from base 1059 to 2600 and encodes 513 amino acids. The record is from RefSeq and is a predicted model, not a curated record. The transcript has 5 exons.